UAGUAGUCCACUAAAUCAAUUCUCUUUAGUAUUGCUUUGGCCAUUCAGUCGGCAUUGAAUUUUUAAAACUACUAAAUAUUUAAAACAAGAAAAGAUAAUACAAGCGCAUUGAAACAGUCAUAAUACAUAUUCACGUUAAAUAUGGCUAAUAUUUGUGUGAAGACAUUAUUACCAGGAAAUCGUUUUUUGGGAGCAACAAAUAGCACGGUAUAUGGUAAACGUGGAAAAGCAUGGUUUAAUUCCGUAAAGAUGGGUCCACCCGAUGCCAUUCUGGGUGUUACCGAAGCUUACAAACGUGAUCCAAACCCUAACCGUAUUAAUUUAGGUGUCGGAGCCUAUAGAGAUGACAAUGGUAGUCCAUGGGUUUUACCCAGUGUGCGUUUGGCUGAAGAACGGGUAGUCUCCAAGAAAUUGAAUAAAGAAUAUGCAACCAUUCUUGGUAUUCCUGAAUUCUAUAAUAAAGCAAUUGAAUUGGCUUUGGGGAAAAAUUCUCAGGUAUUGCAAGAAAAGCGUAACGCCACGGCUCAAGGUAUUAGUGGUACGGGCAGUUUGCGUAUUGGUUCAGCGUUUUUCAACAAAUUUUGGGAUGGAAAUCGGGAAGUUUAUGUACCCAAUCCCACUUGGGGCAAUCACAUACCACUUUUCGAACACGCUGGCUUAACAAUAAAAAAAUAUCGUUAUUAUGAUCCCAGAACUUGUGGUCUCGAUUUCAAAGGUUGUUUGGACGAUAUUAAACAAAUUCCAGAAAAAUCGAUAAUAAUCUUGCAUGCUUGUGCUCACAAUCCGACUGGCGUAGAUCCUAAUAAAGAGCAAUGGUGUGAAUUGUCCAAAUUAAUAAAAGAGAGAAAUUUGUAUCCAUUUUUUGAUAUGGCCUAUCAAGGAUUCGCUUCUGGUGAUAUGGACCACGAUGCUCAGGCUAUCCGCAUUUUUGAAUCUGAAGGUCAUACAUACUGUUUAAGUCAAAGUUUCGCUAAAAACAUGGGUCUAUAUGGAGAACGUGCUGGAGCUUUCACAGUAGCUUGUGCUGAUAAGGAUGAGGCCGAUCGCGUAACAUCGCAGCUUAAAAUUCUUAUACGUGCCUUAUACUCAAAUCCGCCCAUUCAUGGUGCUCGCAUCGCUGGAGAAAUUCUUAAUGAUCCCGAAUUGUAUGGCAUUUGGUUGAAAGAUGUGAAGCUUAUGGCUGACCGGAUCAUAGGAGUGCGCAGUCAACUAAAGGAGAAUUUAAUAAAGAACGGCUCUACUCGCUCCUGGGAACACAUUACAAAUCAAAUUGGUAUGUUUUGUUACACUGGUAUGAAGGCGGAUCAAGUAGAGCGUCUUUCCAAAGAGUUUAGCAUAUAUUUAACCAAAGAUGGACGCAUUUCAAUGGCCGGUGUUACAAGUAAAAAUGUGGAGUAUCUAGCCAAAGCCAUGCAUGAAGUUACUAAAUAAGCUUAGUUUAAUAAAACUGGAACAUUUAGAGUAAUUUUAGCUAAAAGCGGUUAGGAAAUAAAAUAUAUUUACAUAAACUAA
Glossina fuscipes is the source of this 1512-nucleotide messenger RNA. RefSeq names its product aspartate aminotransferase, mitochondrial (gene Got2). The record is from RefSeq and is a predicted model, not a curated record. Bases 142 to 1431 code for a protein of 429 amino acids. Gene Ontology annotation, molecular function: pyridoxal phosphate binding; L-aspartate:2-oxoglutarate transaminase activity. The transcript has 4 exons. Gene Ontology annotation, biological process: biosynthetic process; L-aspartate catabolic process. NCBI's taxonomy places the organism in Eukaryota, Metazoa, Arthropoda, Insecta, Diptera, Glossinidae. Gene Ontology annotation, cellular component: mitochondrion.